This is a messenger RNA of Penicillium maclennaniae, 4206 nucleotides long. RefSeq names its product GYF domain-containing protein. The coding region runs from base 1 to 4206 and encodes 1401 amino acids. Lineage: Eukaryota; Fungi; Ascomycota; Eurotiomycetes; Eurotiales; Aspergillaceae. Gene Ontology annotation, molecular function: protein binding. The transcript is spliced from 4 exons. The record is from RefSeq and is a predicted model, not a curated record.
AUGCCUACAACUCUUCCUUCGAGCUUCGCGUCAGCCGCCGCUGGCAACACCCAAGACCCCAGUAGGAGAGGGGAUGGAGGUGCCGGUGGAGAAUGGUAUGCAAUCAUGCCCUGUCUUCCCCUCCCCAAUGCCCGCGUGUCCGGGUCCCGCACUCGCAUGAACGGAGCCACUCAAACCUUCCGGCGCCCUUCUGUCGCUACCAACCCUUCCCACACCCGGGACGGUAGCCAGCCUGCAUCUGCCUCGAUGUCUGCCUCCGGAGCCUACAUGUCUCCCCACAUGAGCUCAAAUACUAUGUCUAGCGCCAUGCGGAACGGGGAAGCCCGAUACUCCAAGGAGCAACUCCUGGAAAUGUACAAGGCACAGCGGGAUUCCGGAUCCUUGGGUAAGAACGUGGAGGAUUAUUUUGUGGCCGACUGGGACCCUCAUAUGGUGUCAACCCCCGUGAAUGGGGCGUGGGGGAAGCGAGAUGACCAAAAGACCUCCGCAGGCCCUGAAGUGUGCUGGGAUCACGAUGGUCAGGCAGAGCCGCUUGGAUUGACUGAUAUGUCUGAUGGAGAGAAAGAGUUGUUCUCCGCCUCGGUCAAUUCGCCUCUCAAGCCGCCGCCCACGAACGCCUCGAAAGACAAUACUGCUCCGGGAUCUGGUGGUCGCAAAGGGUCCAUCUCCUACACCCAGGGUCACAUUAAUAACUACAAUACUUCUUCCCCGAAUGCUGCCCGUCCGGGCGCCCGACGCCGAGAGACUGGCGACUCUGUCGGCAACCCUAUGUCUCCUACCGCUCUGUUGCGUCGGAAGACCGACUUCCGAGAUCCUAAACCGGACGAAAAAGCGAAGGAAGGCGGGCCAGAUGCUGCUUCUCCCUUCGGUUCCUUGAAACGCAGCUCUACAAAUCCUUUGAAUACAGCCGUAGGUGGACCUAACUCUCCCUGGGGAGCCGCGUCCGCUUCUCAAAACGCCAACUUUUCUCCCAUGGGCGCAUUUGGGGCUUUCUCCCUCGGAUCGAAUAACGCCGCGCAAACUCCCACGACCGAGAAGAAGGCCGGGUUCGGAAGUCUCAGAGGCGAGAGCAGGUUCAAGGGCUUGCUUCCCAAGGACAGCUCGGAGGAUAUUGCGGGGUCUGCGAGGGACAAGGCUCUUGGCAACCUUGAGCGUCUUACUGAAGAUGAGGCUCACUCACGCUCGCAGUCUCCGUGGGGAGAUGCGCUCAAGACUCGUGCUUCUCGGAGCGAAACCAACCCAUUCGAUGAGCCCCGCAGUGGAAGUGCUGCCCUCGGUGGGUCUCAGGAUGUGGAGGUUCCGUCCCAGGCAGACCUUGGUUUCGGUGCAUUCGGCAUGACAUCGAGUAUUCCUGGGUUCCGGGAGCUGAUGCAGAGCCAUGAGAACUCGCGGAACCCUACCCCCAGCCUUCUUCAGGGGCAUGAGCCGACUAGUCCGACCAAUACAAACCCCUAUCAGAGUCCGCACGGUGAUAAAUCCACAGCAGAUGCGGAGGAUGUGGACACUGAUGGAUCUGAUAUUCAGCAGCCCCAGCACCCUGGCCUGCGUGGCUUGCGUGAUCCUGGCAAUCCAUUUGGCUCCAUGAAAAGAGUUGGUUCAGGUAUGGAUCUGCCUACGAUCGACCGCAGCCAAAACUCGAGUGUCAACGCCAAUCGGAAUUAUCCCGGCCUGGGCAGCCUGGGUGGUCUCUCUGGCUUGGGCGGACCCUCUGCAUGGUCUGCAGGCGGUGCUAUUGGCACUCCCACUCGCGAGCGUUCGGCUUUCGGGGCAUUCGGGGAUCCUAUCUUCGGAUCGAUGGGCGGUGAUCUUCAGUCUCCAAGCCUGUCCGCCCUUGGUGGUGGCGGUUUCUUUAGCCCGCAUGCUGGUAUCUCCGGCACAGCAAGCAUUGGCAGAUCUAGCAAAUUGGGCGCACUCUUCUCCGGAAUGCAAGAUGAUCAAAGCCGCCCCGAGUCCGUGGGUAUGGACGAUCUUCUGAGACAAGAUCCGACACAUGGAUUGGACGGAUCGGCUAGUAAACCUGGAUCGAACUCAGCCUCUCAAACACCAGUUUCGGCAGUUGGUUCUCUUCCUGCAAAUAUAGGCCAUGAUAUUACCGGAACCCAGACUCCAGGUGGUUCGGUUUCUUCCGCCCAGCAGCGGACCAUGGUUAUGCCUGAUCGAAUGCGCUGGAUUUACCGUGAUCCGCAAGGAAACAUUCAGGGGCCCUGGACUGGACUUGAGAUGCACGAUUGGUUCAAGGCUGGAUUCUUCAGCCCUGAAUUGCAGAUCAAGAAGCAAGAGGAUAUCGAGUUCGAACCACUCGCGCAAUUGGUCCGACGCAUUGGGAACUCGCGUGAACCAUUCCUUGUCCCUCAGAUUGGCAUCCCGCACGGACCGGAACCCAAUGGUCCUCAGUGGACCGGUGCCGUACCUGCCGGCUCUGCUCAACCUCCAUUCCCUGGCAGUUUCCCGAGCUUUGGCACGACUCUGACAGCCGAGCAGCAGAAUGCACUGGAGCGUCGUAAGCAGGAGGAACAGUAUCUGAUGGCUCGUCAGAAGGAGCAUCUCGCUCAGCAGCAAGCCUUUAUGAAGCAGGUGCACCCUGGUGCGCCGGCAUCUGGCCAGCCUCCACUUCAGCACCAGACCAGUGCCCAUAGCCUUCACAGUCAGCCCAGCUUUGGCAGCAUCGCUUCUCCUGGCGCGUAUCAGCCCUCUCCUAUUCAGGCACCAGGCCAAGGACAGCAGCAGCCCCAGCAAGUUCCAGGGUUCUUUGACGCCGCUGGACCGCUCAGACAGAGUGGGCUCCCAGGCACCACCCCUGGGAUGCUAGGAACCGACAUCGGUCACCAAGAUCAGCUCGCUGCUCUUGUUGACCGUCUGAAUGUAGGCCGACAGGAUCCAUUUGCUUUCGGUGGGACAGCAUUCUCUGGCCGUCAGCCCGACAACUUCCUCCACGCUCAACAAGUUGCAUCGAUGCUCCAAGAUCGGGCCCAACUGCAGGAAGAACAGGAGCAAUUCGAUAAGAACAACUCUGAUGAUCUCUUUGCUCAGCAGGCUCGCGAGGAGCGACUGCGUCAGUUCAACGCCCUACGAGCCCAGGAGGGUGACAUGGUGCGCACCGCGGAAGGACUCCCCACUCACCCCGCUGCUGCGUCUUUGCAAUUCGAAGCUGAGGCUGCCGCCACAAGCUCGGAAGUCGCAGCGGAGACGCUUGCCUCGGAGCCUGAAACCUCUGAGCCUGCGCUCACUCUAUCACAGCAGGUUCACAAGGCUGCCUCUGCCCAGCGCCAGCAGCAGCAAGAGCACGAAGAACAGGCACCCGAGUCGGUUUGGGGAAACAAGGUGGAUCGUGCUAUGCCUCAGCCCUUCCCUCCCCCUCCCUCUGCCUCGCCUUUGCCGGCACCUGCGGCCCAGCGUAACCGUCAGAACGUCGCCGAUGCUCUUGCCGCUGGCUCUCGGUCCCAAACCCAAACUCCUGUUGAUGCUCCUGCCACAUCUGUUGCGCCUUGGGCGAAGGAUACCCACGAGGUGCCCAAGGGACCUUCUUUGAAGGAAAUUCAGGAGGCCGAGGCUCGUACCGCUGCCCAGCGUGAGGAAGUCGCCGCGGCCGCUCGUCGUGCACAGCUGCUCGCCGAGCAAGAACGUCUCAACCAGGCCCAGGCCCAGGCUGUUCCUGGUCUCCCCUCGUCGGCCAACUGGGCCAGCGCUGGAUCGCCUGGUCUUCCUACCGUGACUACCGGCUCCGCAUGGAGCACCAAGACCCAGCCUGCCCCCACCAACACUGCCACCAAAAAGACCCUCGCUCAGAUCCAAAAGGAAGAAGAGGCUCGCAAGCAGCGCCUGGCCGCUGCAACUGCCGGCGCUGCCGUGACUGCGACUUCCAGCCCUCCCGCGUCUGCCAGCAAGCGCUAUGCUGAUCUCGCCAGCAAGGCUCCUGCUCCUUCCGCCACCGCUGCCGCCCCCACUUUCUCCGGUGCUUGGACUACUGUUGGUGCUGGUGGCAAGGCUAAGGCCCCGCCUGCUGCACCCCUGGGCCCCCGCUCUUCCAGUGCAUCGGUGCCCGUGGUGCCUACUACUGCCCCCAAACCUCGCCCUGUUGUUGCUACCCGCACUGUGACCGCAGGCAGCGUCCCCCAAUCCAAUCCCAACCAGGCUGUUGAGGAGUUCUCCAAGUGGGCCAAGCUCACCCUUAGCAAGGGGCUGAACAGCAACAUCAAUGGUGAGUAA